AUGGCGGAAGGAUCCGACGGCACCGACACGAAAUCCGACGAGGUGCCGCCGGGCUACAUUGACGGAGAGGCUCGGACAUGCCAACAGCCCACGCCGACGGCUUGGCCUUUGCCGGGAACGCGGGAUGCCACUGGCUGCAUGUCCGGUCCGAGCCGCGUGGUUUUCUUCGGUCCCCGGGCCUCGACGCCUCGACGCGGCGACCUCGACGCCAUGCAGCCGCCGCGCGACAGCCUCGCGGCGCGGAUGCUGCAGAGGGGCACCCUGCCGGGCUUGGAGCUCUUAGGGAAGGUUGCCAAGGCCACUCCCUUCUGGCCAUCCAAGCCGGAGAUCCGGGAAGUUCCUUCCGUGGCCAGCGUCGUCAGCACUCCGAAAAAGUGCCCGCCUUCAGCAUCCAGCAGGAGCCCGGCGACAUCCUCCACAAGGACCUCCCUAGGCUCAAGGAUUCGGGCGAGUUUGAGCGCAGUGUUCCAGCGGUCUCCCAGCCGCCGGAAAGUUGGGAAGCAGCGGCCCUCUCAGCUGGUGCCGGUGAAGCCACUGCCAGUGGCAAAGACUGUGGUGAAGCCGCGUCGCCGGAAGCACGGCAAGCAGCGGCCCUCCGUGCUGCUACCGCCCGAGGUGAUGAAGCUGCCCAGGCCCUGCAGUGAGCAGCGUGCGGCGUCUGCCGCGCCUCCCGCGCCUCCCGGCCCUAUCGCGGCGGCUGGCCGUCUGGCAACUCCAGCCAGAUCCACGUCCAAGAGCCAACCGGAGAAAGAGAAACGGCCAGAGAAGCAGAGCCAGGGCCAGAGCCGGGCGCCGAGCUCCGAUGUCCAACGACCCUCGAGUGAGCGGAGCGUGGCCAAGCCCCGCAAGGAGCCCAUCACCAAACGCCUGAGGCUAACGACUCCCAAGCGCGAGGAGGACAACUACGAGAUUUCGGACUUAGAGGAGGACGAGCAUGGAAAUCGCGUAGAGCCAGACCGCUCCAGAAAGCGUAUGCCUAGCUGGUGCGCCAACUACAAGCAGAUCGCAGAAACGCAGGGGGAUAUUGAUCCUGACAGCAUCUUUGGCUCGCGCAUGCCGCUGUGCGACUUAGAGCUCAUCUUCCCGGACAGCUUCUAUCAGAACCGCAGCAGCCCCGUGAAGAGGCGGAGGGGCUCGAGCUGCCACUGGUUCCGGGACGCCCUGACGAAGCGGGAGAUCCAGGCCUAUGCCUUCAAGAUGGGCCAGAAGAGGUCCUGGUCCACAGUGAGGGCAUCCCUGGGGGUCACCUGCAGGGCUCGCUCGUCGGAGCUGCCCAAGAACAAGGUGGUGGCCCUGGUAAAGCCGGCGGAGAGCCAGUAGGACCUCAGGAUGAGCGGCCGAGGCAAGGUUGUUGAGCAGAAUCCGUGCAGUCCUAGUCGGGGGCAAGCCUUGACGCCGCAGAAAUGGAGCAUUGUCUUGGCACUGGAU
Molecule: messenger RNA, 1428 nt
Organism: Effrenium voratum
Lineage: Eukaryota; Dinophyceae; Suessiales; Symbiodiniaceae
Source: the annotation of a GenBank genome assembly